UGAACGCCGCCAGCCAGAAAGCGCGGCGCACGAUGACUUGAAGUCGUUAGUUCAAAAUGGGCGCUGCGUUGAGCAAAAUAAAGAAGUUGACGCAGCGAAAAAAGAAAUCAAUAAGAGCUUUAGUCAAAUUGCUGAGAGAAAUCGAGGAACACAUAAAGCGCCAGGAGGAAAGACUUCAAAACCUCGAGCGCACGAAAGCUCAAGUAACCAGACCGCUGUACAACCCUUCGCCACGUUCAGCCGGCGUAGAGAUGAGCUGUGGUAGAUGGAAACCAAAGCAAGGCGGGAUAUAUGAUAUGGACAGGCUGAGACUGGAGAGGAGAAUAGGAAAUCUAAAAAAGCAGCAAAGAACAGUGCGCAGACGAAUCAAGAACUCCCUAGCUAAGCUGGAUGACAUUCGCCGGCAGAAACGCGCCAUUUUGAGACGUAAAGCACGUGCCUUGCUGGAUAACAAACGUGGUGAUCGGGGGCCAUUCGUGAGAUGAAAUGGAAAUAAAUACAUUUUUACAACCCGAAUUACUAUACUAUAAGGUGUGUAUAAAAAUGAAAAAAAAAAAAGAAACUCUGUAAACAGAUGUUGAGAUGAAAUAUAAAAAAUGCCUUAACACCUUGAUGUUAAGGUUGAUUUUUUUUUUAAACUAAAAAAAACAUAAAGUAUACCG
This is a messenger RNA of Nematostella vectensis (starlet sea anemone), 662 nucleotides long. RefSeq lists its product as uncharacterized. The record is from RefSeq and is a predicted model, not a curated record. The transcript is spliced from 4 exons. Lineage: Eukaryota; Metazoa; Cnidaria; Anthozoa; Actiniaria; Edwardsiidae. Bases 57 to 485 code for a protein of 142 amino acids.